Messenger RNA from Alternaria infectoria, 561 nucleotides. RefSeq lists its product as uncharacterized. Lineage: Eukaryota; Fungi; Ascomycota; Dothideomycetes; Pleosporales; Pleosporaceae. The record is from RefSeq and is a predicted model, not a curated record. The transcript has 2 exons. Bases 1 to 561 code for a protein of 186 amino acids.
AUGCGUCUCACCACCAGUGUCAUCGCUGGCUUCAUCGCCUUCAGUGCCGCUACGCCUGCCGGCCUGGCAGUCAAGCCAAGUUCCAUUGAGGACCCUGUCGAUGCUGUCCCAGCCCAACACACUCCCGUCGUGGACGGAAACUGGCACAUUGGCUGCGACAAGAACAACUACUGCUCCUACUACCAGGGAGGCGACGUGGCUGUUGGCAACACCAACUCAGUGUCUCCUCGUACCAUUGCUCUGUCGGAAGCCUCGUGCAAGCAGUGCUCAACUGAGGACCCUUGCGACCUUGCCGACGUCAUCCGCAAUCACACAGUGACAGCCACCAUCAGCACUUCUGUCGUCACUGUGACCGCCAUGCCUACUUCUGAGGCGUCGAUUUCCGACAUCACCACUACCGUCACGCUUGCUCGUACUGCCGGACCCCCGACGCAAACUGGACUGGCCCCUCGCGAUGAGCUAGUCUCCAACGAUGGCGAUGAUCAGUCACCUACUCGUCGCACUGCCUUCAAGCAGUCGGAAUGCUUCCCUUGCAAUGACCAAACUUGCCCAGUACGUUAA